AUGAGCCAGAAAACAAGGCCUACAGCUGGUAUUCAAAAAGCCCGAACUCUGGCCUUGAAGGGGAAUGGAUAUGUGGAUUUGAAGUAUGGCAACGAGGCGGCACUGGCGGAGACGCACAGGAGCAGUCCAGAGUAUAAGACGAUGCGGAAGGUGUCAGCGGAACACAAUCUCUGGGGCAAGGUUUUGCCAGAAGUCGUGCUCAUGAAGGCCAUCGUCCCCGAAGCGUUCAUUCACAAGGGCACACCUGCAUCAGGUCAGAAGCAAGGCGAAGAUGAUGCGUUUGUGGUCAUCUCCGAGUACACGAGUCCCGAUGCCUCCAUGGAAAAACUCGUCGACGAAAUUCGCAAACUAACUAAAGCUUCCUGGCAAGAAGCCAAUGUCCUGUCCUACUACCCAAUCACACAGAAAGACAACACAUCGAGCACAAUCCUCGUGUUCGAGCAAUACCCUUCAGAAGAUGAUUAUCAAGCAGUGACCAAAAAGCAGGAAUCCUUACGUUCAAAUGUGGCAAAUUUGGCGGCAAAUUCCAAGUCUACCACAUGGACUAACAGAAUCGGUUAUGUUGGUAAAUGA
Molecule: messenger RNA, 573 nt
Organism: Exophiala xenobiotica
Lineage: Eukaryota; Fungi; Ascomycota; Eurotiomycetes; Chaetothyriales; Herpotrichiellaceae
Exons: 3
Coding region: 1-573 (190 amino acids)
Source: RefSeq, a predicted model, not a curated record